GUUUUUGUUUACGUUGUUGAUUGAAAAAAACAACGUCAGUUGAUGACAGGAACUCGAGGUGAAAGAAUAAUGCAGUUCUCCACACGUGUUGUUCUUUUCUGACGUUACCUACAGACAUCAAGGAUGUCAGACUACGAAGAGAUUCUCACCCAGAUCCGGCCAUUCGGGCCGUACCAGAGACGUGUGUUCAUUCUGGUCUCCAUGUUUGAGACCCCUCUAGCGUGGGCCAUGCUCCUCCCCAUCUUCACCUCCGCCAGUCCUUCGGCCACCAUUGGACAGGCCAGUGUUAACGUCAGUGGCUCGGUUACCAAGGAAACAGCUGUGUCAAAUGGUGUAAAUGACAGCGUCUGUCUCACGAGUGGAGCAGUCCAUCCCAAUGUUGUUUUCAAUGAUUCCUUCACCUCCAUUGUUAGUGAGUGGCGACUGAUGUGUGGUGCGGACUACAUUCCCGAUCUGAUCAUCUCUCUACAAAUGGUUGGCGUGCUGGUCGGUGCACUCAUUACAGGGCAGCUGGCGGACAUGUUUGGUCGACGCAGGAUUCUCUUUGCUGAAUACAUCCUGCUGCUGAUUGUGUGGUUCAGCAGCGCGUUCGUCACGUCCUGGCAGGUGUAUGCUGCUCUGCGGGUUCUCAUCGGAGCUCUUGUUGGAGGUACUCUGGUUGUCAACUUUGUCCUGCCUCUGGAGUUUGUCACCCCGAGUUGGCGGACAUUUUGUGGCUGUGUUGGGUUCUGGGCUGUUGGUCUCAUGACUCUGGCCCUGUGGGCAUUCUUCCUGCGAGACUGGCGUCAUCUCACCAUGGCAACGUCAGCUUCGAGUCUUUUCUUGGUGUUCUCUUGGUGGUUUAUACCAGAAAGCCCAAGAUGGCUUCUCAACCGGGGACAGUUUAAAGAAGCCAGCAGAAUAAUAACAGACAUGGCCACGUUCAAUGGCCGACCAGUUCCCGAUUUCUCACAGCUGAGGCAGUUUGUGGAGCGAGAACAAUACAAGAAAGAAAAGCAAAGAAAGUAUUCAUACUGCCAUUUAUUUUCCUCUUGGAGGCUCACGAGAGGAAGUUUAAUUCUUAUAUAUGGAUGGUUUGUGUCCAGUUCAGUUUAUUACGGACUAAGUUUCAAUGCUAAAAACCUGUCUGGCAAUCGCUACCUCAAUGUCUUCCUGUCGGGACUGGUGGAAAUUCCGGCGCUCAUAUUUGUCGUUGCUUUUAAUAACCGGCUGGGACGCCGUGUCACCACGACGACUCUGAUGUUUACAGCUGGCCUGUUCUGCUUCUCCAUCCUCGUGCUGGAUUUAACGGGUCAGUUUUGAUCAAUAUCAAAAAUGACCCUAGCGCUGUCUCUGAUCGGCAAGUCGGGUAUAUCGGGAGCGUGGGCAGCAGUACAAGUGUUCUCUGCCGAGACAUUUCCCACUGUUAUCAGAAAUAUUGGAAUUGGUGCUUGCUCCAUGGCGGCUAGGAUUGGAGGGAUAGUGGCUCCACAGUUUGUUUAUCUGGGCAAGGAGUACAGUGCUGUCCCCUUCACGGUGUUUGGCAGUCUGGCUCUCGUCUGCGCUCUCUUGAUGAUGGCGAUGCUGGAGACCGUAGGCGUGCCUCUUCCUGAUCACAUCUGUGACAUUCCCGCAAAACGGAAUACCCAACAUGCAUCGGGCGAGGAGGCAGACGAACUGCAUUCCAUGUGUGAUGUCACAACUAUUCCAUCCAAUGAAAAUGAUCAACAUGAGGUUCUUUCCAAACAUGCAGUAACAUGAUCUCGAUUUUAGGUUGUUAUGGUAAAUUUAUUACCCAUGGCAUAUGGUUUAAAAUAUAUUGGUACAUAUCAAAGUGAUAUGUCCCACGAGAAUGCCAAGUGGGACAUAACACUGUGUGACGUCAUCGAUUGGUGCACUGUAGCCUAACAGGAACGUCAACGAAACAAAUAGA
Gigantopelta aegis is the source of this 1912-nucleotide messenger RNA. RefSeq names its product solute carrier family 22 member 4-like. Gene Ontology annotation, molecular function: transmembrane transporter activity. The transcript has 10 exons. Gene Ontology annotation, biological process: transmembrane transport. NCBI's taxonomy places the organism in Eukaryota, Metazoa, Mollusca, Gastropoda, Neomphalida, Peltospiridae. Gene Ontology annotation, cellular component: membrane. The record is from RefSeq and is a predicted model, not a curated record.